AUGAACGCCUCUCUUUCUGUGGUCCGCGCGGCUAUGCAACACGGUCGCCGCCCCCUCUGGACCUUGUCGACGUCGACGCCGAGAAUCGCCGCCACCGCCUACCACUCGUAUCCGCUGCCCACCCCCGAGCCCCUGCCGCGUGUCCACGAGACUAGGCCGCCGCCGCCGUCGCCUUCAGAGCCGGCCGCCGCCGCCACGGCGCUCCAAACCUCGUCGCAACAGCCGCUGCCCAAAGUGGUGGGGACGGAUGCCGCGCCGGCCGCAAAGCCCAAGGCCGCGAGGCCCCGGCCUAAGCUGCGUGCCCGCAAGGCGGCCAUACGGCUGACACCAGCCGCCGUGGAGCAGCUACGCGCCCUCCUCGACCAACCGGAGCCCAAGCUCAUCAAGGUGGGCGUGCGAAACCGGGGGUGCAGCGGUCUGGCGUACAACCUCGAGUACGUCGACAAGCCCGGCGCGUUCGACGAGACGGUGGAACAAGACGGCGUCAAGGUGCUCAUCGACAGCAAGGCCCUGUUCAGCAUCAUCGGCAGCGAGAUGGACUGGGCCGAGGACAAGCUGAACCAGCGAUUCGUGUUCAAGAACCCCAACAUAAAGGAGCAGUGUGGCUGCGGCGAGUCAUUCAUGGUAUAG
This is a messenger RNA of Hirsutella rhossiliensis, 630 nucleotides long. RefSeq names its product iron-sulfur cluster biosynthesis domain-containing protein. Bases 1 to 630 code for a protein of 209 amino acids. Gene Ontology annotation, molecular function: 2 iron, 2 sulfur cluster binding. The record is from RefSeq and is a predicted model, not a curated record. The transcript has 3 exons. NCBI's taxonomy places the organism in Eukaryota, Fungi, Ascomycota, Sordariomycetes, Hypocreales, Ophiocordycipitaceae. Gene Ontology annotation, cellular component: mitochondrion; cytoplasm. Gene Ontology annotation, biological process: iron-sulfur cluster assembly.